ACACACAGCUGAAGCAAUUUCUAUAAAAAUAAAUAAGGAGUAAACAGAGACAUUGUUCUAACAGUAUGCUCAAUAAUUGACAGAAAAAGCAUGGGCAAUAUAAAAGGCAGUAGCAGAGCAUGCGCAGUACAGAUUCCCUUGCUCUAGUGGUGGAAUUGUGCUAGGCCGGCAAAUAACCGGCUGAGUUUGUGCGCAUGCGUAAUAGGCCGAGAAACGGCCUAUUAGAAAGAAAUAUAGAACGGAGACGUAUGCUGUGUACGCAUGCGCUGUUGAACGUAGUUGUGGAAAGGAAAGGCGUAAGCUAUAUGGCGGGACGAUUAAACUGCUAUGUAAGUCUGGCUUUGCUUUGUGUGUGGUAGGAAGCGGGCAUCGUUAGGGAUAAGGAGCUACUAUAGGUCCGUCCUCGGGCAUGCGAUAUGGGAUACUCUGUGCGUAGUACGGUAUCAGUUUGGAUUCCUUUUUCUUAUUUGCAUUUUUGAAACUGCGUUUGAAAAGCAGUCUGCAUGUUCUCAGAAGCCCUUGGUUCUUUGAUCUGUACAGAGCCUUGGUGGCGCAACAGACUAAAGUGCUGUUAAGUAGCACCAGCUGCCUGCAAUUACUGUAAAUUCAAAUCUCACCAGGCUCAAGGUUGACUCAGCCUUCCAUCUUUUCGAGAGCUAAAGAUGAGACGAUCAGCAGCUCCAAGUCAACUUUUGGGGCAUUCAGCCAAAAAGCCAAGAUUCAUACCUCCAGGAAAAAUCCUGCAGAAAACAUCUGAAUAUGUAGAUCCAGAAAUUAAAACAGAUAAGGUGUGCGAGAGACAAUUGUGUAGCUCAACUUCUGUAAACAUUUGUUCUACUACUUCUGGUUUUCAUUCUUCUGUAACUGUAAAAUCUAAAGAAGAAGAAUUGCCUUCUGAAAACAAGAAUACGGUGAUUGGGCAUUUGAAAUCUGGAAUGAAAUCGCUGUGCAGAACAAUAGAUUCAGCAGCAACAGAAAAAGCAGGACAUUCAGAGGAGCCCAUCUGCCUUACCAAAUAUUUCAGUGUUGUGUGGUGCAAAGCCUCAAAGAAGAAGCACAAGAAGUGGGAAGGAGAUGCUGUUCUUAUAGUGAAAGGAAAGUCCGUGAUGCUCAAGGAUAUGGAAGGCAAAAACAUUGGAAGAGGCACUGGAUAUCAGUUCAGAAUCUUAGACAAUCUCACUGAAGGUCAGAGUCUGAUGAUUGGAAGCAAAGAAAUUGAAGUGAUGGGUGUGAUAUUGGAAGAGGACUUUAAAAGUGGCAAGUGUUUUCUGUCUGGUCUGGAGAACACAGAAGAAAUUUGGAAUUCCCCAGUUGCUUCUGCAAAGCGGUUUUGUAACCCUUUCAAAAAUGUUUCCAAAGCCAAUACUAAAGAAAACUGGUCUAACUGUAAACCACGCCAUGAUCCGUUAGCUCCAAAUUCCUUAGUUAUGCCAUAUCCGUGCCCAAGUCACCAGCGAUUGUUUAACAAGUCACAUUUGCCUGUUGUGGAUGUGGUUGUAGACCCUUACAUUACAAGCCAUCUUCGCCCACAUCAGCGAGAAGGAAUUCUGUUUCUUUAUGAAUGUGUGAUGGGAAUGAGAGUGAGCAAUAGAUUUGGCGCCAUUCUUGCAGACGAAAUGGGUUUAGGAAAAACACUGCAGUGUAUUUCACUCAUCUGGACUCUCCUGCGUCAAGGACCUUAUGGAUGCAAGCCUGUAAUAAAACGAGCCUUGAUAGUAACUCCUGGAAGUCUGGUGAAGAACUGGGGAAAGGAAUUUCAGAAAUGGUUGGGAAACGAGAGAAUCAAAGUGUUCUUAGUUGAUCAGGAUCACAAAGUGGAAGAAUUCAUCAAUUCCCCCCUUUAUUCAGUCCUGAUCCUUAGUUAUGAGAUGUUUCUACGGUCUCUGGACCAAAUUCAGAAGAUAGAAUUCAGCCUUGUCAUCUGUGAUGAAGGACAUCGUUUGAAAAACAGUUCUAUUAAGACAACUGCUGCUCUUCUCAGCCUCUCCUGUGAAAGAAGAAUUAUUCUUACUGGUACUCCAGUACAAAAUGAUCUUCAAGAGUUUUAUGCUUUAAUAGAAUAUGUAAAUCCUGGAAUACUUGGUCCUUUAUCUGCCUACAAAAAGGUGUAUGAGGAGCCUAUUCUUAGAUCGCGAGAACCUUCAGCAGCUGAGGAAGACACUGAACUAGGUGAGAAAAGGGCAGCAGAGCUGAUGCAUCUAACAGGACUCUUCAUUCUUAGAAGAACGCAAGAGGUCAUCAACAAAUUCUUGCCCCCCAAAAAGGAGAGCAUACUUUUCUGUCGUCCAACAAUGUUGCAGCUUGCUCUUUAUCAAAGUCUUUUGAGCUCUCAGAUUGUUAGAUCUUGCCUACAAGGAAGUUUGGAGAAUAGCCCACAUUUGAUAUGCAUCGGGGCUUUGAAAAAACUUUGUAACCAUCCCUGCCUGCUCUUGAAAGCAAUACAGAAGAAAGAAUCUGAGUCUCGUGAUAACCAAGAUCAGACAAACCUUUAUGGUGGUUUACGUGAUGUUUUUUCUCAAGAAAGUGCUCAGACAAAUUUCUCUGAGAGUGACUCAGGAAAGUUGAAGGUGCUAACGCAGAUGCUGGCAGCAAUUCAUGAACGUGGAUCUUCAGAAAGAGUCGUUGUGGUAUCUAACUAUACACAGACGUUAAAUAUAUUACAAGAAGUAUGCCAACGAUCUGGAUAUCCCUAUACUAGACUUGAUGGCAGCACCCCCGUCUCCCAGAGGCAACAGAUUGUUGAUAGUUUCAAUAGUAAAUUUUGCCCAGCCUUCAUCUUUCUGUUAAGUUCAAAAGCUGGUGGUGUAGGUUUGAACCUUGUUGGAGCAUCUCAUUUAAUCCUGUAUGAUAUUGACUGGAAUCCAGCAACUGAUAUUCAGGCAAUGGCCAGAGUGUGGAGAGAUGGACAGAGGCAUACAGUUCAUAUUUACAGACUGCUCACUACAGGCACAAUAGAGGAGAAAAUCUAUCAGAGACAAAUCAGCAAGCAAGCUCUCUCUGGAGCAGUUGUAGACUUUUCCAAGGGAUCUGAGCAUAUCCGUUUUUCUGUCGAAGAACUUAGAAACCUCUUUACAUUGCAUGAAGAUUCCAAUUGUGUGACCCAUGAUUUGCUGGAGUGUAACUGUAUGGGAAAGAAAGAUAAUCAAGGCUGUCCUGUGAUCCAAGAUGACCAGAGUAGCCAAAGUGAUGUGAAAGUCAAAAAGUCUCUGACUAUGUCACAACUGAUGCAAUGGAAACACUUUUGUGUGGAUCACAAAAAUCUCCCUGAUCCCUUCCUUGACAGGAUAAAAGACAACCUUACAUUCAUUUUCCAAAAUAUAACAAGUUGAGAGCAACUUAGCGUCUUCUUAGUUGCAGUGAGCUUGUAUUCAUUAGGGUAUUAUCAUUUUAACAGCAGCAGCAGCAUUAUUAAUAAUAGGAUUACUGAGGAUAAAGAGCAUAUAUCAAGGUUGACACUGUAUUAUUCUUUUAAGCCUUAAAAUAAACUGGGGGAAAAAUU
Molecule: messenger RNA, 3499 nt
Organism: Pantherophis guttatus
Lineage: Eukaryota; Metazoa; Chordata; Lepidosauria; Squamata; Colubridae
Gene: RAD54B
Product: RAD54 homolog B
Biological process (GO): double-strand break repair via homologous recombination; reciprocal meiotic recombination
Cellular component (GO): nucleus
Molecular function (GO): ATP binding; DNA translocase activity
Source: RefSeq, a predicted model, not a curated record